AGAACCGGGUUCGUUGUUAGGUUCGGCUUUUUAGGUGAGAAAUUUGGUGGGUCGUUGCUGUUCUUUGGAUCAGGCAUUAUCAGCCGUUGAUUUCAAAAGAGACGAAUCUCGAGACAAAACAAUAAAUAGCGCUGAUCUCGAGGCGGGAAGCAACGCAAAGAAGGGUUGGAAGGCUGAGAUACGUUUUCGAGAAGCCAUGGAGACUUCCGUCGCCGCUGGCGGCGCCGGAGACCACCCCUCGGCUGCCGGCGUGAAGCGGCGCCAUCCCUCUUCCGUUCCUUUCCGACCUCCUCCGCCGCUCGCCAAGCCCGCUGAGACCUUCUUCCGCCUCCUCUGCCCUGUUGCGUCAUCGGCUGGCGUCAUCGGUAAGGGCGGUGCUGUAGUCCGCCAGAUUCGUGAGGAGACCUCUGCUCGUAUCCGUGUGGAUGACCCUGUUCCCGGCUCCGAUGACUGCGUCGUCUUCAUCAUCGCUGACACUUGCCAUAAGGCUGUUGUCGAACCUGACGGUUCUGAGGUGUGUAACGAGCCUUCGCCGGCGCAAAUGGCUUUGAUUAGGGUUUUCGAGAGGAUUUUGAGGGUGGAGAGGAAUUGGGAGGGAAUUGGAGAGGAUGAGGAGAUUAAGGGCUCGGUUGUUUGCAGGCUACUGGUGCCAAAUGGGCAGGUUGGGUGUGUGAUUGGUAAAGGAGGGAAGAUCGUGGAGAAGAUCAAGACGGAGAGCGGGGCUCAGAUUAGGAUUCUAGGACACGAGCAGGUGCCCGCUUGCGCUGCAGCUGGGGAUGAACUUAUUCAUAUAAGUGGAAAUUUCCCAGCUGUAAAGAAAGCACUAUUAGCUGUUUCAAAUUGUCUUCAAGACCACCCAAGAGUGGAAGCAUCCAGCCCAGCUAUUGGUAAGCCAAAUGCGGCAAAUUUUCGUGGAGCUGGGCCGCCUCCACCAGGAGAUCCUUAUGCUCCAUCUCCAAGAGGCUAUAUUCCUAAUAUGCAUGGUCCGGAUUAUCAGUACAGAGGUUUUUCGCCUGGGAUUGAUAGCCCUAUGUCUAAUCAUUGGAAGGUUUUUGAAGAAGAAGUGGCUUUCAGAAUGUUAUGCCCAAAUGAGAAGGUCGGGAGCAUCAUUGGGAAAGCAGGCGUCAUUGUUCGCGGAUUGCAAAAUGAAACUGGUUCAUCUAUUAAAGUUGCAGAACCUGUACCUGAUUCAGAUGAAAGAGUUAUUGUAGUCUCUGCUCGUGAGAAUCCAGAAUUUAAGCAUUCUCCUGCACAAGAUGGGGUUCUUCGUAUAUUUUCAAGGCUUUCAGAAAUGGAUAUGGGAAGUUCAACUCUUUCUGCAAGGCUUCUUGUGCAUUCGCAGCAGAUAGGCUGCUUGCUGGGCAAAGGUGGAGCCAUUAUUUCUGAAAUGAGAAGGGCAACAGGUGCAAAUAUUCGAAUUUUUCUUAAGGAACAUGUCCCCAAAUGUGCUCAACCGAAUGAUGAAGUUGUGCAGGUCAUUGGUAACUACCAAUCGGUCCAGGAAGCAUUGCUUCAGAUUACAGGUAGAAUCCGGGAGACUAUUUUCCCUUUGCCACCUCAUCCAAAUGUUGGCAUGCCGCCACCAUACAUGUCUGGCGCACCUGAGAUGCCGCCACCAUACAUGUCUGGUGCACCUGAAAUGCCGCCGCCUUUCAUGCCUGGCGCACCUGACAUGUUGCCACCCUAUAUGUCUGGCCCACCUGACAUGCCGCCGCCCAGGCCAAGGAACGACUCAAUGCCAUCUGCGCCUUACCCUCCUAUGGGGUUCCCUCAUGGUCCUCCUGAUCAUUCAGUCGGUCUCUCCCAUGGCAUAGAAAGGCAACAUGCUCAUCCACAUGGUAUGGAACAUUUUGGCAGCAUGGCACCAGAUCGACCUCCCUUUCACUAUGGCAGUGAAGCUAGAGGACCUCACCCUGGCUUUGAUCAUCCAGCCUCCCCAAGAGCCUGGGCUCCAUUGCCUGUGAGCAAUGUCACCCCCAGGGGCAUUCCAGACAAUGGAGCAGGCUUUGGAUUCAGAAGUGCUCCGGCGGGAAGUGGAAGCCAGACGGCUUUUGUGCCAAACACUACUGUAAAGGUUCCUCAGGACCUGCUACAAUUUGUGUACGGGGAGAACGGCACUAACCUGAAUGACAUUAGAGAGUCUUUAUUUUCCCAGAUAUCAAAUGCAAAGGUCGUGAUUCACGACCCCGAACCCGGGGCAGCUGAAGGAACAGUGAUCAUAUCAGGGAACCCUGGUCAAAUUCGAGCCGCGCAAAGCCUCCUUCAUGCUUUUAUCCUAUCUGGAAAAACUUCAUCAUAACUUAUUAUGAGCCAGAUGAUGCCUUAACACGAAUGCAUCUUGCUGAAUCAGCAUUUUUGCCUUGAUCACGGAGGGUGAGUCAGGGCCUAAGAUCAGGCCGAAAGGCGG
Dioscorea cayenensis subsp. rotundata (Guinea yam) is the source of this 2407-nucleotide messenger RNA. RefSeq names its product KH domain-containing protein HEN4. The transcript has 7 exons. The record is from RefSeq and is a predicted model, not a curated record. Gene Ontology annotation, molecular function: mRNA binding. Bases 197 to 2299 code for a protein of 700 amino acids. NCBI's taxonomy places the organism in Eukaryota, Viridiplantae, Streptophyta, Magnoliopsida, Dioscoreales, Dioscoreaceae. Gene Ontology annotation, cellular component: cytoplasm; nucleus. Gene Ontology annotation, biological process: regulation of gene expression.